AAAUAACUAUUUUUAAAAAGAAAAAAUGUUUUUCCCUUGGGUUUUUUUAAACGCACAUGUAUGUAUAAAACCAGCACAGAUCUGCUCUCUUUCGUCUUCUAAGAACACCAUCUAGAAGACACAAACUCUCUUUCUCCGUGGAGGCGGAGCCCAAGAAAGAGUUUGUUCUUAAUUCGGGGAUCUGCUGCUGCUGUAACUUGUUGUUUACACCGUAUUGGCUGUUUGUGUUCUGUGGGGAGAGGAGAGGGGAAGGAUCGGAGAUGAGUGGGAACAGAAUAAACUCGGUGUUUUACGCGGAGUCGUACCAUCCAAUUCAGGCAGGGAGCAUCGACGGCACUGAUAUCCUACCACACGACAACGCCAUCUACCGAGCUUUCCUAUGCUCUUCUGCUGGGCUGUAUGACCCCUUUGGUGACUCCAAGCUUAUCGGAGAUCCUUACUGCACGGUCUUCGUCGGCCACCUCUCUCACCUCACAACCGAAGACACCCUUGGCAAGGCUAUGGGCAGGUAUGGUCGGGUCAAGAACUUGCGCAUGGUUCGGGACAUUGUGACUGGUGCUUCACGUGGUUACGCUUUCGUCGAGUAUGAGACGGAAAGGGAGAUGCGGCAUGCGUAUAAGGAGGCGCACCAUUCCUUCAUUGAUGAUUGUGAAAUCAUAGUUGAUUAUAACAGACAGCAACUGAUGCAAGGGUGGAUUCCAAGAAGGUUAGGAGGGGGUCUUGGUGGUAAGAAAGAGUCGGGACAGCUUCGGUUUGGUGGACGAGAAAGACCUUUUCGAGCUCCCCUGCGACCAAUUCCAUUUGAGGAAUUGAAGAUGCUUGGAAUUCCUUCUCCACUAGAAGGAAGAUACAUGUCACGUUUCCAGGUACCAUCGCCUCCCAGAAGAAAACGGAGGAGCUCUGUGGAAAGGGAAGAAAGCUCUUACAGAAGGAGUUCUAUAGAAGAAGAGGAGGUACGCAGCAGCAGCCGCACGAUAAGUUCUGAUCACUACAACAAAAGGAGCUCGUUGAACAUGGAAGAGAAGUUUGGUAAAAGGAAAUCUGUGGAGAUGGAAGAAUACCAUCAUCAAAGGAGCUAUUUAUCGGAGCACUCUCACAAAAGGAUCUCAAGGGAGAGGGAAGAUCGCCGCCACAAAGGGAGUUCUAUAGACGGGGAAGAGAGUUCAUAUGAAAGGUCUGUGGAGAGGGAAGAACAUUCUCACAACAGGAGUUCGGCUGAUAGGAGAAAGCAUUCUCAAAGGAGGAGCUCUAAGGAUGGGGAAAAACACCAUCACAAGCGCCGCAAACAUGAAAGUGAAAGGAUCUAGUAAGUUGAUCGAGCGUUGCUUGUGAUUGAUGGAAAGGACUCUAGAAGUCAAAUUUUGCAUGCUCUACUGGCUGCCACAUCAGAGUUUCUUCCAACUCAGCUGCAUUGUCAGCUUGCCAUGUCCGCCUCUAACAAUCAAUACGUCAGCCGUAUCACAGCGUUUCUGUUGCAUUUGGAAAUUUGUGUCUGGUAUGUUGGUGGUUGGUGGGGAGAGAUCAACACAGAGGAUGCUUUGCUGUUCCAAAUUGGAACAACAAAAUUCUGUAGCUAUUAUCUUUAACUUGCAGAAUCUCAAGUUAAAAACAAAAAUACCAUCUAUAAAACAAACUCUUCCAGCUGAAAAAAACAUCCUUGUUUGGUUGCAUAGUAAAUUGAGUGAUUGUGCUAUCUGAGGGAAAUCUUCGAACUA
Tripterygium wilfordii is the source of this 1715-nucleotide messenger RNA. Its product is annotated as U11/U12 small nuclear ribonucleoprotein 35 kDa protein. The record is from RefSeq and is a predicted model, not a curated record. Lineage: Eukaryota; Viridiplantae; Streptophyta; Magnoliopsida; Celastrales; Celastraceae. Gene Ontology annotation, cellular component: precatalytic spliceosome; U12-type spliceosomal complex. Gene Ontology annotation, molecular function: snRNA binding; mRNA binding. Gene Ontology annotation, biological process: mRNA splicing, via spliceosome. The transcript is spliced from 4 exons. The coding region runs from base 261 to 1307 and encodes 348 amino acids.